This is a messenger RNA of Rhinichthys klamathensis goyatoka, 1274 nucleotides long. It is a transcript of the gene rad1, whose product is annotated as RAD1 homolog (S. pombe). Bases 148 to 987 code for a protein of 279 amino acids. Gene Ontology annotation, cellular component: nucleus; checkpoint clamp complex. The transcript is spliced from 6 exons. Gene Ontology annotation, biological process: DNA damage checkpoint signaling; DNA repair. Gene Ontology annotation, molecular function: 3'-5' exonuclease activity. The record is from RefSeq and is a predicted model, not a curated record. Lineage: Eukaryota; Metazoa; Chordata; Actinopteri; Cypriniformes; Leuciscidae.
GCGGUGCGUGCGAGGGAUCGAAUGAACAACUAAACUCAAAACACCAGAAGAAGACUGAGCAGCGGCCACUUAAGGGCGCCAAACUCUAAAAAAGAGAUGUAAAUCUUUAUAUUUCAUAUCUAUACUCGAUGCUGACAACGCAGAAACAUGCCUCUGUCAACUCAGUCCCAAGCGGACAUUGACCAGUACAUUCUGAUAGCAAGUUUGGAUAACGCAAGGAAUCUGUCCAACAUCCUGAAAGCCAUCUCUUUCAAAGACCAUGCUAUCUUCAAUGCAACGCAGAAUGGGUUAAAAGUCACUGUAGAGGACUCCAAAUGCCUCCAAGCUAAUGCCUUCAUUCAGGCUGACAUCUUUCAAGAAUACACUAUCAAAGAGGAUGCAGUUGGCUUUCAGGUUAACUUAACUGUUCUUCUGGAUUGCCUAACCAUCUUUGGGGCGAGCACAACCCCAGGUGUGUGCACUGCCCUGAGAAUGUGCUACAAUGGCUAUGGAUAUCCGCUGACUUUAUUCCUGGAGGAAGGUGGUGUGGUCACCGUCUGCAAGAUUAAUACACAGGAGCCUGAAGAGCCCAUAGACUUUGACUUUUGCAGCACAAAUGUGACCAACAAGGUGAUUCUGCAGUCCGACAGUCUUAAAGAGGCUUUCUCUGAGCUUGACAUGACCAGUGAAGUUCUGCAGAUUACUAUGUCACCAAGCCAUCCUUACUUCAGAUUAUCCACAUUCGGUAAUUCUGGAAAUGCCCAUUAUGAUUAUCCUAAAGACUCAGACAUGAUGGAGCUGUUCCAGUGCACUAAAUUACAGACCAACAGGUAUAAGAUCUCCCUGUUGAAACCUUCUACAAAGGCAUUGGCUCUGUCCUGUAAAGUCUCGGUGAGAACAGACAGCCGAGGCUUUCUCUCUCUACAGUAUCUUGUGAGGAAUGAUGAUGGUCAGAUUUGUUUUGUGGAAUACUAUUGCUGCCCUGAUGAAGAAGUGGGAGAAGAGUAAUUGGAAAUGCUUCAUUUGAUUUAUAACUUUUUAUCAUCUCCAUCUUCAUAACUGUUUUUGUUUUGUUUGAUAUUUAGUGUGUACUGACCUCACGGUUCUUUAUUCUGAUAAUUUACGUUCUAUGCUUAAAUAGAAGCUUAAUGUAGUUAGAAAUAAAAUAAAAAAACGUGUGGAUUUUGUAUUGAAUUUGAGACAAUACUAUGUGUGAUCGGCAGAGGGCGACAGAGAAAUGCUAAUUAGGCUACUGCAAAUAUUAGGAGUCUGAUGUUGGGAUUAAGGUUUUAAAU